AUGACGCUGCUGAAUGCCUGUGAGCGCGUUUGCGCACCCAACCCGAAGCUCCUGGCGUUCCAGUACAAGGGCUACGCAGGCUAUAACAAGCGUUGUGAGCUUCGGGGCGCUUUGGAUACAGUCCAGGAAGGCAAAAGCUUCUUCGCCUGCCACCCACACGGAAUUCUUUCUAUUGGCUGGAUCUGCAACGUUGUUUUUGGUCGCAACUUCCACAAGGUCGUGGGUCGCUGCAAUUAUCUCAUCGAUCCCACUUUGCGGAACAAGGGCUUGCUAGCCAAGUUGUUUUUGGAUGCCUUUGAGGGACCGCACGGAUCAAUCCGCGACACACGCGCAACCACAAUGCACGACCUCAUGAGAAAGGGCGAGUCAAUAUCCAUGAUUCCCGGUGCCUAUCAAGAGGCGACUCGCUUUUCCCACGGCCUUGAGAGAGUGGCACUGGCACAGCGCAGAGGUUUCGUGAAGUACUGCUUGCGCUACGGUUACAGAUUACAUCCAGUGUACACUUUUGGCGAGAGUCAGACGUACUCAACGUUGGGUGGCUUCGACAAACUCCGGCUCUGGCUGAAUCGCAAGGGCAUUCCAACCGUGUGCUUCUGGGGGUUGCCGUGGUGCCCUUUGCUGCCGCGAUGCAACCUUGAGUUGCUGACCUUCGUUGGUCCGGCCUUGGAGCUGCCCAAGCUGCCAGAACCGACGGAAGAGGAGGUGGAUCACUGGCACAAACAGUACAUGAAGGCAUUGGUCGAGCUUUUCGACAGACACAAGGCUGAGGCAGGAACACCCGCCGCAGUCUUGGAGAUCCUCUGA
Symbiodinium pilosum is the source of this 804-nucleotide messenger RNA. Lineage: Eukaryota; Dinophyceae; Suessiales; Symbiodiniaceae. The record is from the annotation of a GenBank genome assembly.